CAACUGAGACCAGAGGGACUAGGAAACAGAGAGCUACCAGACAACAAAUCACUGCUUUCUGACGUGAAACUUGCACAUGGCUUGAUGCAUUGUGGGAGAUUUAGCACAAGUUAUUUUUUUCUGUAAAGUCUUGUGAUUGCAGUGAGGAUUCCAGAACAAGAUCAAAACUUGACCUUAUCAUCUCCUCUUGGGCUUUUUCUUCACUCUGCAUCCCCCGCAGGGUGCAUGGUUUUCGGACACUCAUCUGCAACUUCUGGUGAACAUUGCCAACUUUUUUAUGAAGCUUUUCCACACAACUUUACUGGAGACUGGAUCCACUGCUCAGUGUGAGAAACAGCAGGAAAGGGGGGAAUAUUGCCAUCCAUCUCCAGCCCACCCUCAGCUUUUGGACAACCCCUCCUCUCUGCCUCUUCUUUUGCCCCCUGUACCCCCCCACUCCCUCCCUCCUUCUACACCUCACCCCCCAACAGAGCAGAAAGCGUGAAAAAUCUCACUAAUGGGUUUAUUUGCUGUCAGAUCUGCGCCGAUCUGUCAUUCCCUUGGACCAUUCUGCUUGACACAUUUCAUAGUUGAGUAAGCCUCCUAGCUUUCUGGCUAGAGUUAUAACACAGUGCCCCUGCAACGCUGGCUGAGCACUCAUCAAGAGGGAUAGCGGCGGCGGCAGCAGUCAGUCUGACAGUCUUUUGGACGGGGAGUCCCUGAAACUGCAUUCCUACAGUCUCCUCUGAGUUUGUGAGCCUUGUGGGCAUCCUCAGCUUGUCCUUUCGCAGGAGAUCCGGGCGGUUUCUGCAGGGAUUCUGGUGCUGAUUUGACAGAGUGUGAAGAUGUGGUGUGGGGCUGGGCCUCUGGCCGUGGUGGCUGCAGUGUUUUGGACUCAGUGUUUUCUUCUGCAUGGGGUGGAUGCCAAGAAGGAGAGAAAAAGGCCAAAGGAGGUCACACCACAACAGACAGAGACCUUCAACGCUACCAUGUCCAACAGCGAAGAGGUCGGUGGAAGCGUCAAGGUUUCUGACAACCAGCGAGUGGAUCCACUGGGAUCAUGGAUGGACUUUGUUAAAAGACCUGUUGGCAACUUUCCUGGAAAGUGUCGCAAACGCAAACGACCCCUGCCCGGCCCCCCUGGUCCUCCUGGUCCUCCCGGCCCUCAGGGACCUCCUGGAUCUCCUGGAGCUGAGGUGACCCAGGAAGUCCUUCUGCAGGAGUUCAAAGACAUGAUUAAAGAGGCCACAGAGAGGCGAGCAGCAGCGUCUCUGGAGAGGCAGGCGAGCCCCAGCCAGCUCCCCACAGCCCUGCUCACGCUAGAGGGGAUGACCUCGUACCGGAGGAUCGAGGAGGCUUUCCACUGCAAGCUCAAAGGACCCGUGGUGGUCGACAAGAAGACUCUGGUGGAGCUACAGAACUUUCAGACACCUCCGGCUAAAGGAGCGUUCCUCAGAGGGUUGGGGAUGGACCAGUCCACCGGGAGAUUCACGGCUCCCAUCACUGGGAUCUACCAGUUCUCUGCUAACGUCCACAUUGACCACAACGAGGUGAAGAGGACCAAGAGUCAGCUGAAGGCCAGGGAUAAUGUUCGGGUGCUGAUCUGCAUUGAAUCACUCUGCCAUAGAUACACCUCCUUGGAGAUGAUUGUUGGCUUAGAAAGUAACAGCAAGAUAUUUACUGUCAGCGUUCAGGGGCUGCUGGAGCUUCAGGCCGGGCAGUACACCUCCAUAUUUGUGGACAACGCAGCCGGCGCUUCAAUCACAAUACAGAACGGUUCAGAUUUUAUGGGCAUGCUGCUUGGUGUAUAGCCCUGUCAAAUGAACAGUGGCUAAUCCAAGCCAUUCCACUGCUGCCAAUUUAUUUUUGUCUUUUUAUAUUUGUAUUUCAACGGACUGCUUAAGAGCACCAUCACACAGAACCAAACCACAGGGGAGGUUUGAAGGAAGGAAGCGAGGCUGACAUGGACUUGACUGCUUGUCAGAUGGUGAGAGGACAGUGUGAAGAACUCAAGGACUGAGUUGGUUUUUCACAGUGCGACACUGCCACUCCCCUGAGGACUGUUACUUCACCAAUAAAGUAACCUGAAAAUAAGCCGUGAAUAUGUCUGUAACAGUGUGUGUUAUCGUGCUUGUUGACGACCUUUGCAGUAAGCCAACUAUCAAUGUUAUUAAUGUUCCCUGGAUAGAUGUAGGAAGAGCUGGGGAACACUAGAAAGUACAUUUGUGUUUAAUGUAUAGUGGACAUGUUAAUGCUUUUUUCUACAUGAUCUAUGUACACAUUCAUGUUCUUUUUAAUCAUGGAUUAAAUCUCACAUUUAUAGAUGUUAUCUGGUACAUAGACUGUGAGUACACUGGACAAUGGAAACAUGCUCAACAGAGAAAAUACGGCUCAAUGAGAUGUUGUCCCACAAAUGUAAUUAUUACAUAUUUUUAAUAUAACUAUACCUUCAUUUUUAGCCAUGCUAACACCGUGGCAAUGUCAGUCGUUCACACCAAAGUAUCUCACAGCUUGUGCAUGUAUCGCAAUGACAUUUUGUAAGCCUGACAUUCAUGACCACAAGAGGAUGAAUCCUACUGUCUUCACUAGAACUAUAGUAGGCCACACAUUUUGGUACCGACAUUCAUGUCCUGCUCAGGAAGAAUAAGGGUUAAGGCUUGCUAAAAGACUAAGAUGGUUAACAUUAUACAAGCAAAACAUUGAAAACGAGUGUGACCAAAUAAGAGAUGCUAGCAUGACUGUAGACGAUUUAUGGCGUAUUCACAUUACAACGGAAAAACAAAGGUAUUGCGUAAUGUGUGGUGCGUCUUCUGAUAAUGAGAUCUGAGCCUACUGGAAAUACUCAACUGGCCCUUUAGACUUUGCAAUGGCGUCCAUGUGGUAGAUUGUAAUGAUGGCGAUUUAAUGAUGGCAGUAUGCAGUACAUUAAGAAUGGGUAUUCAGCAUGCAGUACAUUAGUGUGUAUUAAUGUGUUCUGACAAAGUCCAGAAGUCCGCUUUACUAAACAAUGCUGGUGUUGUUAGCACUAGAUUGCUGUGUUUCGUAGACUCAAACAAUGAUUUGUGUGAAUGCUUAUAUUUCACCAAGCAAAUAUCUGUUUUGUCUUGUCUCCAUGCGGUGAUAUCUAUUGUAAUUUGACACUUCUGAAAAGGUUGAAGUAGGUAAGCGGCAAUUGGCGUUCACCAAAUUGUAACUUUCCGCCCUUUCCUGCUCUGCGCACUAUGAACAUCCUCCAAAAGCUCACACAACAUACAGGAGCCUUUCAUGGCGGUGGCACAUGCAACAGUUUUCCUGCUAUAAUCUGAGUAUGGCUUUAGUUUUGUUUAAAUGUGUCCGACAAAUCAAGUGACAUUUACUGAGAGAGCUGUAAGAGAACAUUUUUUUUUACUUUAAGAUUAUUUUUACAGUAUUCUUUGCUAUCAUUUAUCUGUUUUAUUUUUUGUAUUUUAUCCAAUUCUUGUCAUAUAGAUGUUUGUAAUUUAUAAUAACUAAUACACAGGUAUCAUUGAAAGCAGUGACAUUUGAUAUGGUAUUUAUAUUCUAAGGAAAUGUAUGAAUCACUUGUUGAUUGAAACUCUCGUGGACUCCUGAAAAACCAGAUUAUUGUAAAAAUAAAAUUAUAUCUUUUUGCUAUUUUUGUAUUACCCAUACUAUGCUGUAAUUUGAAGAUUAAACUUUUUUAAAUGUAAAA
Molecule: messenger RNA, 3670 nt
Organism: Gymnodraco acuticeps
Lineage: Eukaryota; Metazoa; Chordata; Actinopteri; Perciformes; Bathydraconidae
Gene: c1qtnf12
Product: C1q and TNF related 12
Exons: 8
Coding region: 825-1790 (321 amino acids)
Molecular function (GO): hormone activity
Source: RefSeq, a predicted model, not a curated record